This is a messenger RNA of Solenopsis invicta (red fire ant), 3701 nucleotides long. RefSeq names its product probable G-protein coupled receptor Mth-like 1 (gene mthl1). Gene Ontology annotation, biological process: G protein-coupled receptor signaling pathway; cell surface receptor signaling pathway. Gene Ontology annotation, cellular component: membrane. The record is from RefSeq and is a predicted model, not a curated record. The transcript has 7 exons. Bases 1 to 1764 code for a protein of 587 amino acids. Gene Ontology annotation, molecular function: G protein-coupled receptor activity. Lineage: Eukaryota; Metazoa; Arthropoda; Insecta; Hymenoptera; Formicidae.
AUGAGAGGAGCGUUCGCGCUCGCGCUCGUCGCGGCAAUCGCGACGACGGUCGUCGUCUCGGAGCCGAGCGGCCUGGCCAAGUCGAAGCUGACGAUCCUCAAGUGUUGCCGAUACGGCGAGGAACUGGACAACGACGUGAACAGCGGCACGUUACCGCGCUGCGAGCCAACGUCGGACGAGUGGCAGCCCUUGAUCUUCUCGCUAACGCAUCAGACACUCGACGUGGUACUGCCCGACGAAUGGAACGUCGUCGAGGAGCGGCGCCCGGUAUGCGACGACCGUUCCGAGCUGACGCACGUGCCUUACCGGAAGGCUAACCCGUUCAUUCUGCUCGACAACGGGAGUGCGGUGCUCGAGAUCAGCAACACCGACUCCUUCCCGCCCAGCCACUAUUGCGCCGAUUCGAAUGCCCUGCUCGUGUGCAUGCCGAAGAAAUUGGCGGGCGAUCAUCCCGCCCCGUCCAUGAAACCGCGAGUGCGACGGUGCUGUGGCGAGCACGCCAGUUUCCAUGAACACGGAAAUACUUGCGUAUUUAUAAAAGAGAAUGUGGACGCACCACCCCUGCUACCAAAUACGUCGUCCGCCAUCGAGAUCGUGACCGGAUUUCCAACCUGUCCAAAAUCCGACAAUUUCACGAUUGUUGGAAACGCGAUGGACGCUGCGCUGCAGCCCGACGGCAGCCUGGAGGUGAACGGAGUCGUUUUACCUAGCGGCCAGUUCUGCGUCGAGAGGAUUAAGGAGCUCAACCAGAUCUCCAAGGUGUUCGCCUGUCCGGAGCACGCACCGCAAAGACCUGCGGUGAAAGCGACGGACAUCAGAUUCACCCUUUAUCCCGUGGGCUUCAUCAUUAGCGCUGUUUUCCUGGCCGCCACCCUGGCGGCCGGUUGCUUACUACCUGCAUCUCAUCACGUGCUGCACUGGCGUUGCCAGACUCAUCAUGUCGCCUGCCUGAUGAUGGGCGAUAUUCUUAUGGCCAUCAUUCAGCUUGCCGGGGAUUCCCUUCAUGGUGCAAACUGCAAGGCGCUCGCGAUCAUGGCGCACUUCUUCUUCCUGGCUGCUUUCUUCUGGCUGAACACGAUGUGCUUCAACAUCUGGUGGACGUUCAGGGAUUUGCGACCAGUGAGCUUAGAGAAAGGUCAGGAGACCCUCAGACUCAGAGUCUACGCCUGCUACGCCUGGGGUGGGCCCUUCCUUGUCGCCGGUCUGGCAGCGCUUCUGGACCACCUACCACCCCAACCGGAGUAUACGUUUCUGAGGCCCCGCUUCGGCGAGAAGCAAUGUUGGUUCUACGGUGACAUGGAAAUUCUGGCGUACUUUUUUGGACCGAUCGGAGUGCUGCUGGCAGUAAAUCUUAUGUUUUUCGCCGUAACCGCUCGCGAAUUGACGUGCGGUCUCUGGAAAGGCGAAUUCGUGAAGAGCACCACCGAGAGGGCGACGUUGGGCCGCAUAUGCAUGAAACUGGUGAUCGUAAUGGGCGUUACCUGGGUGGCUGACGUUGUCUCAUGGGCUGUCGGCGGACCGCAGUACAUCUGGUACUUUACCGAUCUGAUAAACGCCUUCCAGGGAGUACUAAUCUUCGCUGCAGUCGGCUGCCAGCCGCAGGUCCGGGCAGCGCUCAAGAGAUUCUUCAGCAGGAACCCCCAGACCAAUGCCGGGAGGCAGGGUAAUGGCCACAGCACGACCAGCCACGGGAUGCCUAGCAUGGGCGAUAGCGUAACGCAAAAUCCGAGCACCAAAACCGCGCCGUUGGAAACCAUUUGCUAGGAUGGUUCUGGCGUCGUUACGAAAGUCCUCGAACGAGUGUCCUUUGUCCGUAAGGAACGUGCGAGUUUGCGUUUUCCGCGUUUGGUUGGCCGAUAAGCGCGAUGAAAGCAAUCCGAUUUGAAUUGCGAUUUGAUUAGCUUCAGCUACCGAGAGGUAGCUCGCGGCUGCAAUUCGUCGUUCAGAGAAGUUUCACGGAGAACGAAACUUACACGGCGACGAGCGAAAGGGUCGUAACGGAGAGACUCACGAGUGAUCUCCAUUCACCAGGAGACCAGAGAACGAUUGUGCAGCUUGCGUCGACGACACUCGUCCACCGUAUCGUAUCUUUUCAUCACUUCACUUUUUCUUCGCGCGCGAGGUGUCGUUGACGUUUUUCGUGUAAUGUAACUCCGCAAGUUGGCGAUACGAACGAGGCGUCGCCGUGUAAUAACGUUGAACUUUAAUCGAUCGGAGGACAUUUCUGCGAGAUCGAUUCGGCAAAAGCUCGGGGUCGUCGAACCUGCAAAGGUCGGAAGAUCUCGUUGAAAAUGUUUUCUUAUUGACAUUUCCCAGACAAUACGCGAGCCCGUGGGAGGCCCCGAGCCUAAGAUGUUUGAAGAACAUCCGAAAACGUUUAGAAGCCUUCCGAACGUAUUUUAAGUGUGUUUUGUACUCUCUCGCUGUCUGAGUUCUCGCGAUAGCGCAAUUUUGCGCAACGGUGCAGAGAGAAAUUAUUUAUGAACGAUGCGUAUCCUAAUAGGUUUCUUGAAUCUGCAUAAAAAUACGCCUGGCGUCCCCGAUUCUCCAGGUAAAUUCUGAACACUCUUUUCGAACAGAUAGAAAAGUUUUUUUUUUUAAUUCUUAUAACCUUCGGAUUGUAUUCAGGUGGCGACAAGAUGGCACCGGACACGCACUCGCGGUCUAUAUCUAGUGAUGAUGAUGAUCUGGUAUUCACGAUACAAAACAUGGUAGUACCCACGUAAAAAUUGCUGAUGUUGUACAUUCAACUGGCCCAGCAUUGAUCCACACUCUUAAUCAUGUGCCUAGUACCUCCAAAUUCGAGGUACUAAUUUCUAAAUAGAACUGAACUUUGUUUCCUCCAAUUACACGGUAUCCAAAAGAAAAUAUUAUUAAUAUGAUACACAAAUAAUAAUAAUAAUAUUAAAAUAACACAUUAAAUUCAAUAUUACAUAUUGAUGUGAUGUUAACAUGCUAAGUAUUAUUAUUUUUAGCAUAAUAAUGAAUUUGUAUUAUAUUGCUUACACUUGCCGUUAUUUCUCAUUAUGUUUAAAUUCAAAUUUGUUUUUUGUUAAUUAUAGCGAAUAAUAUUUAGCAACAUUUUAUUUAAUAAUUAAAAAUAAUUAAAUUUGGACUUUGAGAAAUUUUAUAACGUGAUAUUACUAAAAUGCAUGUCUAAAAAUUCACAACAAAAGCCGAAAUUUUUAAAAGCGCGCAAUAUAUUUAUAAAAAAGGAACAGAAUUUGUUAAAAACAUUUAUUCAUAACUUUAUAUCUAUUAUUUAUUUUUAAUGAAUGUGGUGUACAUGCAAUGUGCAUAUUAACAUUACAUAAAUACGUAAUUUACGUCUUUGUUAUGUCUUAUUAUGUAAUGUUUGUUCUUCUGUACUUUCUUUUAUGUUCUUUAAUUAAGCCUUGCAGUAGCUAUAUUUCUGUCACCUCGCCAUUUGCAACGCGUUUUAUUUCUCUCUCUUUUUUUGUUAAUUUCAACAAAUUCCGUUAUCGAUUUUAGUCACGUGUGGACUCAAUAAAACUAUUAUUAUACUGAUCCGUUAUUUCCAAUGUUGGAUCAACACUGACAGUUGGCAUAACUGAGCUUGGCAUAGCGUUACACUUUUGUAUUGAAUUGAUACUGGCACAACACAGUCAGUACCGUUAAGACGACAAACGAUACUGUCGCAAUAUUGGAUCCUUUUGACAUUUCUACGUAUGGGUAUAAUU